AUUGAUUUUAUUUUUAACUGAUUAAAUUUAUUUACGUCAUGCGCCGCUUACCCUAACCUCAACUUUCCAUGUUAACCUAAAAUAUGUUUAGUUGAAACGGCCCCAAUUUGAAAACAAAAAUGACGAAUAGUGAAAAAAGAUUGGACUACUCAAAUAAAGUAAUUUUAGCUCCCAUGGUGCGAGUGGGGACGCUUCCUAUGCGACUGUUGGCAUUAGAAUAUGGGGCUGACAUCGUCUACUCUGAGGAACUGGUGGAUUGGAAGUUCUUAAAAUCAAUUCGACGAGUGAACGAUGUGUUGGGAACCGUGGAUUACAUUGACAAAUCUGAUGGCACAAUUGUAUUUCGAACCUGUGACAAAGAAAAGGACAGGGUGGUGCUACAAAUGGGCACCUGCGACCCGGAAAGAGCACUAAAGGUGGCCAAAAUGGUUGAAAAUGAUGUGGCAGGCAUAGACAUAAACAUGGGAUGUCCCAAGGAGUUUUCAGUGAAAGGAGGAAUGGGGGCAGCUUUAUUAUGCAACCCUGAGCUGGCCACAAACAUCCUUUCAACUCUUGUAAGCAAUGUAAAAAUUCCAAUUACAUGUAAAAUAAGAGUGUUUGAGGAUUUAAAUAAAACUCUAGAGUUGGUUAAAAAAUUUGAGGCAACUGGAAUUUCAGCAAUUGGCGUGCAUGGUAGGACAAAAGUGGAAAGGCCUCAACACCCCAACAGGAAUCACACUAUAAAAGCAAUAACUGAAGCUGUGAACAUCCCCGUCAUUGCAAAUGGGGGAUCAAGGGAGAUUGACUGGUACACAGACAUAGAAAAGUUUAGAAACAUGUGUGGGGCUAGCAGUGUUAUGAUUGCCAGAGCUGCUGAAAGCAACUGCUCAAUAUUUAGGAAAGAGGGGCUCAAAGAACUGGACAGUGUGAUAAAAGAUUAUUUAAAAAUUUGCGUUGACUACGAUAACUCACCCAAUAGUACAAAGUACUGUGUUCAAAAUAUGCUUAAGGAAUUGCAAGAGACCCCCAGGGGGAAGAAAUUCUUAGAAUGUCAGACUCUGGAACAGAUUUGCUCAAUUUGGGGUUUAGGAGAAUACUGUAGGCAAAAACAAUUAGAAUUUCAGUCAAAGGGGAUAUUAAGUAGAAGGGAAGUAACACCAGACAUGUUCGAUCCGAAAAAGAAACGGCGGAAAACUGAGGAAGACGACGAUGUCAUCAAAUUAAAAUGUGCGUUUAUUAGAGUCAAUUAUCCAACGGAUACAGAUCUUCCUAAGUCAAAAAUCAUUGCCUAUUGCGGCAAGAAUAAAUUGAAAACCCCUGUUUAUAAAAUUAUAAAUGAGGACAAGCUUUUCAGGGCUAUAUGCUGCUUUCAGGAUAAAAAGUAUAGUUCUUCUUAUUGGGAGAAGAACAAGAGGUUUGCAGAACAAGGUGCUGCACUAGUUUGUGCUGUGAGUUUGGGACUAAUUGAAAAGGAACAACUUGUUAAAGAUGGGAGUAUCUUAGAAUAAGUGUUUUAAUAUAAAUCAGUUUUUAAUAA
Molecule: messenger RNA, 1516 nt
Organism: Aethina tumida (small hive beetle)
Lineage: Eukaryota; Metazoa; Arthropoda; Insecta; Coleoptera; Nitidulidae
Gene: Dus2
Product: tRNA-dihydrouridine(20) synthase [NAD(P)+]-like
Exons: 6
Coding region: 120-1487 (455 amino acids)
Biological process (GO): tRNA dihydrouridine synthesis
Cellular component (GO): cytoplasm
Molecular function (GO): flavin adenine dinucleotide binding; tRNA binding; tRNA dihydrouridine synthase activity
Source: RefSeq, a predicted model, not a curated record